AUUAACCAGGAACGGUGCAAAGGGCAAGAAAGAAGGAGUAGCCGUCCCGGUUAUUCAGUAGGAGGUUGCAGUGUCACAUUCCUCUUUAAAUGGCAUUUUAUCUAAGAUAAGGGUCAUUUUUGCAAAGCCACAGUUCGAGCUGCAGAUGAGACUUCCUCUUCGCUCCUUUGGCAUCUUCAGGAGUUUACUCUCUCACAGGCAAACAACAAACCCACAGAGUCGAGGCUUGAGUGGUGCAGCCAUGCGUCUGGUGCAGUUUCAUCGCCACGGUGACAGAGGAGGCAUCAGGGUGGGAGUGGAGCUAGGCGAAGGGCUCGGUGUGGUGGACCUGAAGGCGUUCGACUCCUCCAUGCCCUCGACAAUGAAAGAGCUGCUGGAGCUGGGAGAGAAGGGUCUGGAGUGUGCACAGAGAGCCUUGGCAUCUGGUCAGUGUGUGGUGGAUCGAUCAGACAUCCGGCUGCUGUCUCCAGUGUUGGCCCCAGAGAAGGUGGUGUGUGUGGGUAUGAACUACCGUGACCACUGCCUGGAACAGAAUGCCCCGAUCCCCAAAGAUCCGAUCAUCUUCAGCAAGUUCCCCAGCGCCAUCACUGGGCCAUACGAUGACAUUAUACUGCCCUCAGAGAGCCAGGAGGUGGACUGGGAGGUGGAGCUGGCUUUUGUGAUAGGACGAAGAGGAAAACACAUCAAGGAAGAAGACGCUCUCUCCUAUGUGGCCGGGUUCACUGUGGCCAAUGAUGUCAGCGCGCGUGACUGGCAGAUGGGACGCAAUGGGAAACAGUGGCUGCUGGGAAAAACAUUUGAUAGCUUCUGUCCUCUCGGCCCUGCAUUAGUAACCACCGACGCCGUGAAGGAUCCUCACAGCCUGGGCAUCCGCUGCCUGGUUAAUGGAGACACAGUCCAGAGCAGCAACACUGAUCAGAUGAUCUUCAAGACAGCGGCGCUGAUCGCCUGGGUCUCAAAGUUUGUGACAUUAACUCCAGGCGAUGUGUUCCUGACAGGGACUCCUCCGGGCGUGGGUUUGUUCAGAAAGCCACCCGUUUUUCUCAAGACAGGAGACGUGGUGGAGUGCCAGAUAGACCAGUUAGGCUCUAUAAUCAACAAAGUGGUCUAAACCCCGAGACAAACUCCUGAAAACAGCAUCAAUCUAUGAAGGAACGUCAGCUGUUCAAUAAACUGCACUUCUGAUUAGUUGCUUCACUCAGUGACUUACUCUUCCCAGUUAAUAUUUCAUAAUUAUUUUUUAAAACUUUUGCAGCUUGAUUGUGUGUGUAGAUGUGUAAAAACUGUAUGUUUCUCGAUGAAUGUUUUAUUCAUGAUACUACACUAAUUGUGAGGAAGGAGAACAUGGUAAUUUUUUUACUACAUGAAACAGUAUAAUUAGGUGACUCAACGUGGUGUUUGCAGCUCAGCCCCAGUUAUUGAGUCACAGUCGUCACCAGCUGUAAAAAUACCCUCUAUCAGCAGCCGCCCACUCAUGCUACAAGGCAGAAACUGUGAACCUCCUGACUUAUUUUAAUGUGUAAAAACUAAAACGUUUUUCUAAUUAUGUUUAAUAGUCAGGAUGAUAAUUUGUAUAUAAAACUUUUCUACUAAUUUAGAGGAUUCAAACAAACUUUCUCAGAAAAAGAAAGCACAUUUCCAGUGAUGGGGAGAAUUCAAUUAAAUUAAAAAUAUGCUGUUUUCAAAAUUUGUUGCUUGCAUUGCCUGGGAGAAAAUUUUUCAUAAUUACUUCGAUCUGGGCUUUGAUUCAUGUACCUGCUCGCUUCAUUUUCUUUUUCUCUGAAAU
Toxotes jaculatrix (banded archerfish) is the source of this 1786-nucleotide messenger RNA. RefSeq names its product fumarylacetoacetate hydrolase domain containing 2A (gene fahd2a). Gene Ontology annotation, molecular function: hydro-lyase activity. The record is from RefSeq and is a predicted model, not a curated record. Lineage: Eukaryota; Metazoa; Chordata; Actinopteri; Toxotidae. The transcript is spliced from 8 exons. The coding region runs from base 146 to 1111 and encodes 321 amino acids.